Stylophora pistillata is the source of this 2097-nucleotide messenger RNA. RefSeq lists its product as uncharacterized. The record is from RefSeq and is a predicted model, not a curated record. Lineage: Eukaryota; Metazoa; Cnidaria; Anthozoa; Scleractinia; Pocilloporidae.
AUGCAUUCCCAAGACAGACUCAAUUUGUACAUCAGUUUGAAAAUGGCUCCUUUACGGGCAACACGUACGAAUUCUUGGACAGCAACGUACGUUUUCCAAUUGAUUGUAAAUGCCUUAGUGUGGAUUUCCCAAAACCCACUGAUUUUUCUUCAGCCUAACUUUUACAUUCCGGUGUGUAACGCAGUCUCUGUCUUCACCUUUUACCUGGUUGAAAAAGGAAAAGCACUUUGUCAGGAUCGUCUCUCCGAAAACGAUGCUUCUAGCUCGUCAGAGUGUCGAAAUGGUCAUACCAAGAACUCCUUUAUACCAAGUGAUUAUGAAAGGCAAGAUGAAGGUGUGAAAUCUACAAUGCCAAAAGGUGAUUCCGCGCUGGAAAGCGACACAGCGAAGCCCGCCGAACGCAGCUCCAAUGUUCGUACUAGUUCUUUCGACUUCCCAAACAGAUUGUCUCUAUUUGUAAUUCAAGACAUCAUCACGCUCCUAGGUGACCUUAGAAGCAAGAAGACGAACAUUGUUGCGGGAAAAGACGACGCUGGUGACAUUUCACCGUGGUUAAACUUUUCAUCAUCCUGGGAUGCUGACAAACCGGGGACUUCUUCGAAAGAAGGAAUUCGAUUGCGUUUUGGCGAAGGAGACACCAACCUACAUGUUCCUUGGACUGGAAAAGAAACCAUGAAAAUUCCUAAGGAGCACGAUUGGGUUGUGACUCAGGAAGAAAGUCUGACACUGAAAACGUCAUCUUGUGAAAGUGUCAUUGUGGGUUUACCAAUCAGAGAACCGUCGGAUACAGGUAGCACUCAGAAUAAAACCAAUGCUUCAAGUAAGAGUGGAAAUCAGACGCCUCCAGCUGGAGGCAGACCCUCCCCACAGGCAGAGGGUCACUAUGAAAGCAUCAGCUACUCUGGCAACAGUAGUGGUAGCGGAGGAGAUGAUGGGGACGGUGAUGAUAAGAAGAAGCAGAGUGGUCGCAUUGGUGGCUGUCAAGGUAAUGACAGCGAUGAUGUGGACAAAGAGGAUAAGAGCAAGCAAGUACCCAAAGAACAGGGUCUAGAAUAUGGUGUUGAUAAAAAUGGUGACGAUUCUGGUGGCAGUGAGGAGUAUAGCGGUGAAACUCAAAGAACUGGUGACAGUCAGGGAAAUGGUGCCCAGUCUCUUCCACAGCCCUCAAGUAGCUAUAGCACAGUGCCUGGGGGAAGUGUUGAAUCAUUUACACAGAAAAAUGGCAAAAGCUCAUGUCCUAACAGUCCCAAGAAGGCAGCUCAUCUGGGCUUGCGGAUUGAUGUUAUGGCAGCCGAGAUGGAAGUUCAAGGACGAUUCGCACCCAGUGAGACACAGGUAGAAUCUGAAGAGAUAUGCAAAAGUGAAUCAGUUAAAGACCUGCAGAGACCAUUUACUUGUCGCCGAAACUUGAAUUCCGAUAAAGGGUGGCAGAAAUGUACUGAUUCCUUCUGUCAGCUAAUCCAAUACUUGCUUUACCACUCUCAAAACUGCAGAAUGCAUGUGUUGGGUGGAUGUGAAGAUUGCAUCCGUUAUAAAGAUAUCCUGAUUAAUCAUGUAUCAAAAUGUACUCUUCCUUUAGGACAAUGUGUAGUUGCAAGGUGUGAUUACAUCAGGGAGUACAUGUGCAUGAUUAAAAGCCCCCUUCCAGGAAACAGGAAGUGGACAUGGGCACUUGAUCGAUUGUUCUUUAGAUCCACACCCCCCACAACACCCACAAUUGAAGACAGUGAAGAGUUCUUAGAUGGUUAUAGAGAAGUUUUGGCUGGAUUGGCACAGGCACACACCCAAGAAGACACAGUCUAUGACACACAUAAAGACAUCAUAGUUGCUGGUGAAAGCUCAGCCUCUAAUGGUGAACUCUCGCCAGGUGCAGAUGGGUGGAAUCAGUACCAUGUGGACCGACCACCUGAUGCCCAAGUUACUAGAGGCCCAGUUAUCCAGGAAUCUGGUCAGCUGGAAUGCGAAGAAUAUUCACUAAGUGCACCAUUAAGUGCAGCUGAUGUGUCUGUGAAAAAUGCCUGUGCAAACCAGAAUGUGGGGAGUGCUGUGGUGGAGGAACAAGAUGAAAUCAUUUGGCCUUUAAACCAGGUAGGUUAA